AUGGGAAAUCAACUAACUAAUUUACACCUAAGUGAUUGUCUCUCUUUAACUAUUCUUAAUUGCAGCGGCAAUCAGUUGGUUAAUCUAGAUGUCAAAGAUUGCUCUUUUUUAUCUUGUCUUUGCUGUAGCAGAAAUUCUCUUAUAAACCUCGUUUUGCCGAAUAAUCUUAUUAAUUUAAAAAUUCUAGAUUUAGGUUACAAUAAUUUUCCUCCUCAAGAUUUGUCCUUUUUAGUUCCUUACGCUAACUUAGAAAGACUCAAUUUAACACACAAUAAAUUCACUGGUUCCUUGAACUAUUUAAGUGGCAUGCAGCAAUUGAAAGAACUUGAUAUCAGUAGCACUGAUAUAAAUGAAGUAGAUAUAAAUAAAUUGCCCUUUAGCGUAGUUAUGGAAUAUGCCAAAAAUGUCGACAAUUCAAUACAAAUAAAAAUUGAUGUCAACCUUGUGCUGAAAAAGAACAUUAAAUAUUUAGCCGAAGGCGGUUUUACACAUGGUGAAGAUGUUGUGCUAAAAGUUCCAAAUAAUUCCCAAAAUAUUUCCCUGGACUUUUUAACAGAAGUUGCUAAUAAUAAGUUAGCUGAAUUUGGUACUAAUUUUGAUGUCGUUACAUGUUAUGGUAUUUCCCAAGAUCCAAUUACUAGGGACUAUGUUAUAGUCAUGCAAUACAUGAAAGGAGGAAAUUUAAGGCAAUAUUUGCAACGAGAAGGCAAGGAAUUAAAAUUUUACAACAAACUAAAAAAAUUAAAAGCAGUGCUAACUAGCAAACUAAUAAAUACCGAAGAAAUCACUGCUAAAUUGCAAACUCUAAAAACAACUGAAAUAGGUUCUCGCAAAAUAGAAUUAGUAGAAAUUGCCCAAGAGGAAGAGCACCAAGAAGCUUCUAAUGAAGAUUCUCUCCAAGCCCAAAUCCAAAUUCUGCCCAAGGGUAGUAAUAAUUAA
Molecule: messenger RNA, 939 nt
Organism: Racocetra persica
Lineage: Eukaryota; Fungi; Glomeromycota; Glomeromycetes; Diversisporales; Gigasporaceae
Source: the annotation of a GenBank genome assembly